Messenger RNA from Monodelphis domestica (gray short-tailed opossum), 4935 nucleotides. It is a transcript of the gene AMOTL2, whose product is annotated as angiomotin like 2. Lineage: Eukaryota; Metazoa; Chordata; Mammalia; Didelphimorphia; Didelphidae. Gene Ontology annotation, biological process: hippo signaling; regulation of cell migration; establishment of cell polarity involved in ameboidal cell migration. Gene Ontology annotation, cellular component: cytoplasmic vesicle; bicellular tight junction; plasma membrane. The record is from RefSeq and is a predicted model, not a curated record.
UGGGCUAUGGAGCCAUGUGGUGAAGGGGGCGGGGGGAGCCCAGUUAGUCGCCCCUGCAGUGCGCAGCCUCUCACUGCUGCCGCUGGAAGGGCCGAGCGCAAAGAGGUUAUUUGUGGUUAGCUUUGAUCCCAAGGGGGAACCUGAAACUCUCACAUUCCUGGCAUAGCAGCCGCCUCUUGCACAGUCCAUCCAACCUCUGUGGCUCGCGGUACAGCUGGAGCAGCGCAGUCUCUCUUCCAGCAGUCACAGAGGCAGGAUCUCUGUGCCGGAGAGCUCUGAGCUGCGUGCGGACUUUUCCUACUUGCGCUCCUGUGAUUUUUCUAGUUCUUCUAAAAACAUUCUUAUUAAAGUUUUGUUUUGGCACUUCGGCUGUGGGGGUAGGAAGGGGACGCCGCCGAUAAGCCAGGAUACGCACGCAUUCUGCAUUUUCUCCUUCCCAAAGAGCUCUCUGUACGGCUAGCUCCCCGGCGACUUCUGUGUGGCUGGGUCAGAAGUUCCAAGGACUGAGGCUCUCAGGCUAUGGGUUGGUGCUGUUAACUGUCCAGGUGAUCCCUCCGUGAGAGCUUGGGCUGUUUGCAGAAGAGCAGAAGCAUGAGAACUGUGGAAGAUUCUUCCGGGACAGUCCUGCACCGGCUCAUCCAGGAGCAGCUGCGCUAUGGCAACCUGACCGAGAACCGAACCCUGCUGGCCAUCCAACAGCAGGCUCUUCGAGGAGGAGGCGGGGGCAACGGGAACAGCCCGCGCUCCUCCCUGGAGAGCCUGACCCAAGAAGAGAGUCAGAUGGUGCAGCAGUCCACCCGGCAGGAGCCCCAGGGCCAGGAGCACCACGGCGACCAUGCCUACUUGGAGAAUGCCCUCUACCGCUUCUACCAGCCGCAGAGCAAGGGCGAAGAGCUGCCCACUUACGAAGAAGCCAAAGUCCACUCUCAGUAUUAUGCCUCGCAGAGGGGACAGCAGGCAGGCCUGCCUUGCCCAGGGGCCCCCGUGGACAAGGAACCCCGCCGGGGCACCGGAGCAAGCAGCAAGCGGCAGGAUGAUUCUCUGAAGGAGCUGAAGCACGGGCACGUGAGGUCGCUGAGCGAGCGCCUCCUCCAGCUAUCCCUGGAGAGGAAUGGUGCCAAGGCAUACAACCACAUGAGCUCCUCCCACAGCUUUCCUCAGCUUUCUCGUCAUUACCAGCUGUCCACUCCUAGGGGGCAUCAUACUGAGGGCCUGGAGCCCCGGGGUCCCCCCCCAGAGUACCCCUAUAUCAUCCCCCCGCAGGAGCCCUUUCCAGGCGGUGACCCCAGGCACUAUUCCAGGGGCAACCCUGAUUUCCAGCAUCCUGAAGUCAGGAUCUUGCAGGCUCAGAUGGCCCAGCCUUUCGCGCAGCAGCAGCAGCAGCAGCAGCAGCUCCCACCUCCACAGCCUGCCCUGUGUCACAGCCCCGUGGGGUCCCUCACCCCAGCUGGGGUGGAGGCCCUGAUGUCAGCACAGGCUGCCUCCACCACCAGCCACCUGGCCCAGAUGGAGGCCAUCCUGAGAGACAACGAGAAGCUCCAGAGAGAGAAUGAGAAGUUGCUGAGGGAGUUCGAGACGUAUAGCGAGAAGGCAAGCCGGAUUCAGAAGCUGGAAACAGAAAUCCAGCGCAUCUCUGAGGCCUAUGAAAACCUAAUGAAAGCUUCUACCAAGAGAGAGACCUUGGAGAAGACCAUGAGGAACAAGAUGAGUGGAGAGAUGAGACGGCUCCAAGAUUUCAACCGUGAUCUAAGAGAGAGAUUAGAAUCUGCAAACAGACAACUAGCCAGCAAGACGCAGGAGGCCCAGGAGGGAAACCAAGGCAUGGUGGCCAAGCUUCUUGCUCAGAACUAUGAGUCUCAGCAAGAACAAGAAAAGAUGGAACGAGAGAUCUCGCUGCUGCGCAGCUCCAACGAGGACCAGCGGCGACGGGCGGAGCUGCUAGAGCAGGCCCUGGGCAAUGCCCAGGCCCGGGCGGCAAAAGCAGAAGAUGAGCUUCGCAAGAAGAAGGCCUAUGUGGAGAAGGUGGAGAGGCUUCAGCAGGCCCUGGGGCAGCUGCAGGCAGCCUGUGAAAAGAGGGAGCAGCUAGAGCUUCGCCUUCGCACCCGCCUGGAGCAGGAGCUGAAGACUCUGCGGACGCAGCAGAGACAGAUGGCGGCGCCGAGCAGCGGAUCCCCUGAACUCAGUGUGCCCAGGCUGUCGGAGCAGCUGAGGGAGAAGGAGGAGAAGAUCUUGGCCCUCGAGGCAGACAUGACCAAGUGGGAACAGAAGUACCUGGAAGAAUGUACCAUGAAGCAGUUCGCCAUGGAUGCUGCUGCCACAGCGGCCGCUCAGCGGGAUACAACCAUCAUCAACCACUCGCCUCAGCACUCCCCCAACAGCAGCUUCAAUGAAGAUCUCCUGCUAGCCAACCACAAGCACCAGGAGAUGGAGAACAGGUUAAAAGUACUCCAUGCCCAGAUCCUGGAGAAGGAUGCUGUCAUAAAAGUACUUCAGCAGCGUUCGAGGAAGGACCCGGGCAAGACCUCGCAAUGUUCUCUGAGACCUGCAAAGUCUGUGCCAUCCAUCUUUGCAGCUUCAGGGACCCAAGGCUGGCAGACCGUGUCAGCCGUCAGUGAAGGACAAGCCGAUGGCCUCUCCUGGGGAGUAGCAGGUCGGGUCCCAGCAGAGGAGAUUCCAGCUGCCCCCCAUCCCUCCCAUGCCAAACAUGGGAGCAAGGAUGGAAGUACUCAGACUGAUGGCCUUCCUGACAGUGUCAUCACCUCCCAGGGACAUGCACCCGAGGGCCCCAUGGGUGGCAGCAGUGGCGGUGGCAGCAACCAUGGCGGAACCUUAACUGAGUCUUCAGCUACAAACAAGACUCAGGACAUGUCUGAGAUGGUGGAGAUCCUCAUUUAAAGAAGAAGCCGACGAUGUGGCCCCCAAAAGAGCUUCGUGCCCGCCUCUGCCUCAAUAGAUCCCAGCAGAUUUCUCUCAGACUACUGGCUCCUGUCUGUCCUCUGACCUAGACCUGGGGAACCCUUUACCCUGCGACCUGGCUGGGCACUCACUCUCUUUGGUCAGAUUUAGGCCAUGGAGUUUGGAAGGAAACUUAAUGAUGCGGGAGCAGGGCUGCUCCCUCAACAAGCCAUGGAAGUCAAGGACUCAGCCUGGACUUGCUGGGCCACAUACGAUUCCACAGGCAGAUAAGGAGAGUUCAGAGAGGGGCUGAGCCCCCCUCUUGAUCCUAACAUGCCUUGAACCAUGAGAGGGAGACCGAAAGACUGGGAAAGUUUGUGGGGAGGGCAGUGUGUGGAGAAGACACCCUCAUCUGGGUCCUGGAAGAACUGGUUGCUCAGUUUCCAAGGAGAGCCAUCUUGUUGGUACCAAAACCUCAGAUGCCAGUUGCCAGAAGUUAGCCUGUGCUUGUGUUUUGCUGGCUCUGCGAGAUUCUUACUCCCCCUCUGUUCCACUUCUGCUUUCAUCUUACAAGGACUGGAAUUUGGUGGGGUGGAUAUGGUUUUUAUUGAUUUAUCAACUGCCCCAGCCAGCUUGCUAAGAGGAAAGUCCCUUAACUCUCUUAGAUUGGACUGUGUACCCUUGGGCUGCACUAGGAGACUUUGUGCUAUUAUUUGUAUAUAAUUCCUUCUUGUGGGGAACAGAAUGGAUAUUUUUCAUUUCAGGUUCUUUCCCACAUGCUUUGUUUUCCCUGUCCCUGUCAGCUGCUGUCUUUGUCCCUUCCUUGUCCUGUUCCUUAAUAUUUGACUUCUUCGUUUUUUUUAAUCCUUUUGAUUGUGGACACCCUGAUCUUUCGAAUGUUUGCCAUCUUAUCCUUUUCCUCCAUUUUACAUCCUGUUUCUUUCGAACUUUAAAUAUCCAUCUGAAGAGCCCUUCAGAUGCCAUUGCCUGCCUUUUGGACAGUCUCCACAAUUCCUGUCAAUGGAAUUUCCCUUCUGUUUGUCUGGUUAUAAACCAUGAGCCAAAUGGAAUGUAUCCGUGUGUAUAUCUGAGUGUGCCCCCUGUGUGUGGUGGAUGUAUCCCAGUGUUCCCUUCUUUCUGUUUCCAUUCAGGGAACAAAUGGCAGCAGCCAUCUUAAGUUCAGCUGAGUUUUUUCUGAGGUCAAAGAACCCUGAGCUAGAAAUGGGAUCAUAAUUUGGAAAAAGAAAAAGAAAGAAAAGAAAAGAAAAAAGAAAACCACCCAUCGCAGAAUUACGAGAUUUAAUUUAAAUCAAUGACCAACAAAACAAAAAAAGGACUUCUGAGAUGGAGCCAUUUAUACAGGCAGAGGAUUAAUUGGAUUUUUUUGGCUGCACAUUUUGGCCCUCACACUCUGAAGUAAUACUAAAUGUACUGAUAUUGUGAAAAUUCUCUUACAUGCCCUUGGCUACUGACAGCUGGCUUCUGGCAGUAGUGGAUUUUGACUUGUGUAUAAGUCGUUCAGCUCAGACCCCAGGAAAAAUGAUAUUUCCCUGGUUUGUCCUUCUGGUUUUCAGCUCUAUCUCUAUAUCUAUAUUCUUCUCUUUGUUUUUAGAUUUUAUAUAUAUAUAUAUAUUUUUUUUUUCUGAUUCCUUCAGUUUCCUUUUUAAAACAUCCAUGCAUUUGCUGGACAACUGCAUUUUUUAUUAUCUACCCUUCCCCACACGCUUUAAAAUGGAUUUGGUUCCUGUGCAUUGUUUACAAAGCAAAAAACAAAAAGCAAAACAAAGCGGAAAAAUAUUGUGAAAGAGGAAGACAACUUAAUAUAUUUUGGAUUAAUAUUGGUAUUUCUUUUAAAAGUAUUUUUUCGUGCUGUGAACUUUUUUCUGCCAAAGACAAUGAUGUUUGUUUGUAUGUUUUAAGUUAUCUUAAGUAUUUAAAAAUGUAAACUUGGCUGUGUUGCUGUGCCACCCUGUACCAGGACUGCUGUAGCAUUCCACUUGGUAUAACAGUAUUUUAAUUAAAAAAAAAGGUAAAAAUGUU